CUUUCACCACCACCACCACCACCACCACUACUACUACCAACAACAACAGCACUUGUACAUACGUGCCAUGUUCACGGCAUAAGCAGUAACCCGAUGGUGACGGUCGCCGUGGCCGGACGAGGCUCCAGCGGGCUCCCAAGCAGGCGUGGUGCCGGGGUUGGCCGCUGGCCUGCACCACAAGAGGUUUCAGGAAGACGCAUGUCAUGCAGCACCAUCUUUAUAUAUCCCAUUGCCUGCAUAUAUCCAUGCGCUCCCUCUUUCGUUGCAUACAUCCACAGUCACGGCCGACAAGCAGGCGUCGUCGACGUGGGUUGGUUGGUCGACGUGGACAAAUGCCUCCAUCCAACCACCACCACCACCACCACCAUCUACAUGUCCAUGGCUGACUACAGAAAAAUUCUCCUUAUGCGGCUUACUUGGACCUCGUUCCUCAGCAUCCAUCCGCACUUUUGGCCCCACCCGGUCCCGGUCAACCACCACCGUCUGUCUCACUGACAUAAACUUCUCAAACGCCACAGCAAACCCAAAUAUCCAAAAUACACGCAAAUCCAAAUCAUCAUUUUCGCGCAUGGCUACCCGAAGCCACACAGCAUGCAACAAUGCAGGGGGGGGGGUAUAGG
Molecule: messenger RNA, 620 nt
Organism: Periconia digitata
Lineage: Eukaryota; Fungi; Ascomycota; Dothideomycetes; Pleosporales; Periconiaceae
Source: the annotation of a GenBank genome assembly